Messenger RNA from Larimichthys crocea (large yellow croaker), 1340 nucleotides. It is a transcript of the gene chchd6b, whose product is annotated as coiled-coil-helix-coiled-coil-helix domain containing 6b. The coding region runs from base 228 to 1049 and encodes 273 amino acids. The transcript is spliced from 10 exons. Gene Ontology annotation, biological process: inner mitochondrial membrane organization. The record is from RefSeq and is a predicted model, not a curated record. NCBI's taxonomy places the organism in Eukaryota, Metazoa, Chordata, Actinopteri, Sciaenidae. Gene Ontology annotation, cellular component: MICOS complex; mitochondrion.
UCCACCCUUAGUCGAGUCAUGGGCUGUGAAUGAUUUCAUUCAACGAAUGAGCUUUGAGGAUACUGCAGCGCCAGAAUGACCUUUAUUAAAGUGUUUCAGCCACCGGUCGCUGUGGCGGCUACUCCAGCCGCUCUGUCUCAUUUAUGUCUCCCUCCCUGUCCCGACACUAGACAGGGUUUUUACUAUUAUUUAUAACCCGGUGGGGGAAAAAAAGACAGCGGGUCGAAAUGGGAGGUAACGGCAGCACGACUAGGAAAGUGUCGUUCGGACUGGACGAAGACGAGAAGGUCACAGUUAUUGAAGGAGUGAAGCUCUCAGAGGAUGUGCUCCGGCGGAUGAGGGAAUCUCAGGGGUAUGACAGCGCCAAGCCACCACCAUCUUUGCCAGACAGUCUCAAACCACCGUCAAGUCCAAAACCAACGAGUCCCUCCACUACAGAAGUACAUGAAGAAAUGCGCAAAAAUUAUGAGCGUCAACAGGCGCUGGUGCAGGAGCAGUUGGCCCAGCUGGCCCAGAGGGAGAGAGAGUCAGCAACAACCACAGGCCUGGAUGAGCUGAACCCUGCCCUCAUCAUCGAGAAAGCAAAGGCUCAUGAAGAGCAAGAAAAGGCCAAGAUACUGCCAGCAGAUUUGGAUGCCUGGCGAAGCUGUGAGUGUGCUGCCGCCACCAUUCCACACAACAACACUUUGGGAGGUAUUCAGCUAGAAAAUUACACAUCAUCUGUGCUGCUAGCAGAGGCUAGACAACUGGAGAACAGGGAAAAGGAACUGGCCAGCAUCUCCAGCUUCUAUAAAGAGCAACUAGAAAUACUGGAGAAAAGGAACCUUGAAAACUACAAGCAGACGGCUGAACAAUAUAACCAGGCAGCGACUGAAGCUGAGGCUCACAUCCGACCUCGGCAGACUGCGUCUCUGUGCACUGAGCUGCAGGCCAAGGUGCUCCAAUGCUACAGAGAAAACCCACAGCAGACCCUGCAUUGCUCUAGCCUGGCCAAACAGUACAUGGCCUGUGUCCAGCAAGCCAAGAGCUCGCUGACGAAUCACGGCUGAGAAAAUCCCAAGAACGGCGGAGAAGAAGUGAAGAAGGAGAGAGCAUGUCAGAUCUGUCCAUUUUUCGCCUCCCUCUGUCCUUCACAUAUUCAUCCGUCCAUUUAUUUAUCCACCAUCGCUGAAGAAACCCCCUCCUCUUUUCCCACUCACCAUCCUCCUUGGUUUUUGAGUGUAUUAUCUUGACAUGUCACUCCAGAGUGUAUGAUGUGUUGAUUUAUUGUCAAGUUGCGCCGGCACACCCCAUGCCGUCGCUGAAAUAAAUCCCAGUGAUCCGGUGGUGAUGAGACUGCA